Nematolebias whitei (Rio pearlfish) is the source of this 2607-nucleotide messenger RNA. It is a transcript of the gene arhgap4a, whose product is annotated as Rho GTPase activating protein 4a. The transcript is spliced from 20 exons. Gene Ontology annotation, cellular component: cytoplasm. Lineage: Eukaryota; Metazoa; Chordata; Actinopteri; Cyprinodontiformes; Rivulidae. Gene Ontology annotation, biological process: signal transduction; negative regulation of cell migration. The record is from RefSeq and is a predicted model, not a curated record.
CCUGUUGGAGCGACGAUGAGUUCCCACGUGAAGCUGAGGAAGGAGAGGGUUGGUACUCUAGACUACGACACGCAAAUUAAAGAGAUUCGUUGCCAGCUUGUAGACCAACUGAAGGUGUUAGAUUUGCAACUUGAGCAGAAGACCCAGCAGCUGCAGGACAUGGCUGACUACCUGCGGCGAAGGGGGGAGAUUGAGAGCGAGUAUGCUCGCUCCCUGGAGAAACUUGCUGAAAGGUUCACUUUGAGGAUUAAAAGGAAGGACCCCAGUACGCACUCUGUGUCCCAAGUUUGGGUGGCUCUGCUCUCCCAAACCCGACAGGAAAGUAAGGACCACAGUGGACUCAGUGAAAGUUGCAGCAACCUUUUCAUCCAGCCCAUCAUGCACUGUCUGGAGUACACUCAGCGCCUCGCUAAAAAGAGUAAAGACAUCUGCGCUCAGUUACAAGACGGACUACUCAAGGUCACCACGGAGCUGCAGACUGCGUGGCGGACGUAUUACCAGUACCACUCGGAGUUUGUGUGUGCAGAGGGGAAACUGAGGGAGGCGGAGAAGCAGGAGGAAAGGCAAAAGCAGAGUGCUGCCAAAAAACUGGAAAGACUGAUAGAAAAGAGACAAGGUAAAUGUCAAGAGAUCCAGCUGAAGUGCAGCAAAGCCCGGAACGACUACCUCCUGAACCUGGCCGCAGCCAAUUCCUCCAUGAACAAGUACUUCCUUCAGGACGUCACUACGCUCAUAGAUUGUGCAGAUGUGGGGUACCACUUCUUUUUGGGCAGGGUUACGCAGGCCUAUCUGUCUCGACGGCUGCGGGCCCAGCAGAACUUAAGCUCGGGGCUGCAGAAGCUCCAGGAGGCCGUAUCUGGGCUGGACCAGAGCCGAGACAGAGACACCCUCAUGCAGGAGAACUACAACGCCUUCGCCAUGCCCCUUCGGUUCCCCUAUCAGCCCCAUGAAGGGGACCAGAUUUCCGAAGUCCGUGCCGGCUGUGAAACGAAGUGCGAGAUGGAGACUCGGUUCAGACAGAUACAAACCCGACUGAAGGCCGUCACACAGGAAACUGAAGAGGCAUGUAAGAGCAUGUCAAGGUCCCAGUCCUCCCUACUGGAAGGCAUUGGGGAUGAUGAUCUGGAUUCCAGCGGUGGUGCUCUGUCUCAGGGGGGCAGCACUGAAAACCUGACCGUCAGGCCCAGUGUGGCCCGACGCAGGGCCAACCUGCAAGAAAUAGAAAACCUCUACUUUGCUAAAGUUAAAGACUUUCUUGUUGGCAGCUCGCUGGUGUCGAAGCUCCAAGCCAAACACGACCUGCUUAAAGAGGCAGUGGAAAAAGCUGACGCUUCAAAUGACAAUAAGCCCAGACAGAGGUCUGUGCGAAUCAGAAAGAACGCUUCGAGCGGCGGUUUGCUGCACAACCACAAACUUUUCACUGGAGACAUGUUGUCCUUCAUAAAGGCGUCGGGGCAACAGAUUCCAAUUGUGGUGGAAAGUUGCAUCCGCUUCAUCAACCUCUGUGGGCUCCACCAUGAAGGGAUUUUUCGAGUGCCAGGUCCUCAGGUGGAGGUUAAUAAUCUGAGGGACGCCUUUGAGCGAGGUGAGGACCCCCUGGCUGACUGCAGGUAUGACCUGGACUCUGUAGCCGGAGUCUUGAAGCUUUACUUCAGAUGUUUGGAGAAUCCACUCUUCCCCAGCAGCAGCACCAGUCAGCUCCUCGAGUCUGCUCAAAUAAUGAAUGAAGCAGAACGAGCAGCUCAGCUCAAGGCUGUUGUUUGUUCCUUCCCCGAGCCGGUCAUAGUCGUCAUGAGAUACCUCUUUGCAUUCCUUCAUCAUGUGGCUCAGUACAGUGACGAGAACAUGAUGCAGCCUUACAACCUGGCCGUGUGCUUUGGCCCCAGCCUGGUGAGGGGGGAGCAGGACGACGACGUGGUGGCCCUGCAGCCUCUGAUCAACGCUCUGGUGAAAAGCAUCAUUCUUCAGCACGAAAGCAUCUUCCCCAGUCAGAGUGAAGUACAGGGACCGGUGUAUGAGAAGUGCAUGACGCUUGAGCAGGAUGACUGUGAGGCUGUUCUAGAGGAAGGGGAAGCAGAAGCAGAGUACAGCUGUUGUAAAGAUGGUGAGAAUUUUUAUUUUUAUUUUUUUCUCCAAAACAAAACUUUUUUUUAAUUUUUUUUAAACUCAAUUGAAAUGUGUUUUGCUGCAGAUUCUGAAGCAGGAUCCUUGGCUGAGAAUGGUCAGACGAAGAUGGAACGUCCUCGAGCUCACAGCAGCGGCUCCUUGGAUUACAGUAAAGUACCAGCAGGCGGAGACGUCUCCUCAGCUGGAAGGAUGUCUCUUCUGAUACCAGUUGGACCGCCAGUCAUGCAGAGGAGACCACUGUCUCCAAACUAUUUGUGCAAGGAAAUUCAAAAAGGUUCAUCCUCAGAAGAACUCUGUUGUAAAGUAGACAAGGAGGUCUGUCGCCAGAUGCAGUCAGUCUUCAAGGAACUCCUUUCACGACAGCCUCUGCAGGAACUCUCCUCCUCCUCGCCGCCUUCUGCUCAGACUCAACAGAAAAAGGGGAAGCGAGAGGGCCGGAGGGGGGCCAGGCUUUUCAGAGCAGCCGACCCACUGGACUGA